AUUGGAAACUUUACUUUGAAUAAAAAUCGAUGGAUCACAUUUUUGAAUUCUUCUUUGUCUACUUCUCGCCCGGACUUCUCGAUAUGAUUGAAUUUGAUACUGAUAUAGGCACUCUGUUUUUUUUUUUUUUUUUUUUUAACUUUUCGUUAUUGCCGUGUUUUGCGGUUCUAUUCUAGCUUCAGGAUCUUUAUCUCGUGGCAUUAUCCUUUUUUCAUCGAUAGGCUUCACGUUAAGGUAGAAAUCAAAAUUCCGAGGAAUCUGUGUUUUCGUCACUGUUCAGUCAGUGGUUAUCUAUCGAAUGACAUUACCGUAAUGUAGUGACACAGACACUCGGACAGAACUGCAGUUCCACCGUUGGCGUUGCAUGUUGUCCCAUCUAUUGCAUUUCGUGUUACGUAUUAAGAACGCUGGACUUUGACCUACAUGUAGGAGGUUCAGAGAUAAUCUCAAGGAGGACUCCAGGAGUAACUUUACCUGUAGCUCAAGAUGGAGUCCAGCAAUUCUGAAGUAAGUGAGGUUCCAGACUUCAUCUAUGUUGCUGGUGGUCAGACCUAUGUUGCUACAUCCCAGGAGGAAGUCAGUAAGAUCAUCUCGUCCUAUGAGAGAGCAACCAUCGCAAGAUUUGUCGUUGAGCACCAGAGUACAAAAUUCAGCACAGAAGACUGGCAUGGUAAAAAGUUGUUUCGUUGGUCUCUCAAGAGUGUCCCUUCCGCCUUUGGACCAGCAAUUGUCAUAGGAACCAAGGUUCUGUGCUGUCACCAGGGUAAAGAUCGUCAUCUCAACUUCAAGAAGCUCAAAAGAGAACAGACAAGAUUAAAAAGGAUGGCUAAAGAUCAAGGUAUCAAAGAGAAAGAUCCUACAUCCAGAAAAUCCACCAAGAAAGUCAACUGCCCUGCUGCAAUCUAUAUCAAGAAAGUUGCAUUCUUUCCAGACUACCAGGUCACUGAAGCCACACCACAUAGAAAGAGGAUGGCAUGCAAGCGUUUCAACCAGGACCGUCUCAAGAGACCGGAGUCCAUUAAGGUUGAUGUCAAGUUCUUUGUAACACUGCCUGACUCUAAAGACCACAGAAAUCACCUUUCUGGGGAGGAUUUGUUCAAGAAAAUCAUGAAAAACAGAACUUUAUAUGAUCCACAAGCUAGCAUACCCAAGAAAAAGAAGAAGAAGAAAUCAAAGAAACGCAAGAAGCGGGAGAGAAAGAUGAAAAUGGCGGCUAUGGAGAUAGAAGAAAAAGAAGGUUUAGAAAAUAUGGCAUUUUCAUUUCUGCCAAGCACUUCAACAAGAGGUGAUGCAAGCAUUUCAGAGUACAGAAUGGAUGAAACAGAACAACUAGUCAGUGAUAAGGGACAAGAUGUGAAUAGUUUUGAACAGGUUGCAAGACCAAGAUUAAGUGUUCCACAAAGUUUUGGCAGUGUAGGAUCAAGUACACAUAUUUCAGCUCCAAGUUUGAGUGAUCCACAACAUGUUGCAGGAACAAGCAUCAGUACUCCUCAAAGUAUGGAUGUUACUGCAGGACAAAGACUCCAUAUUGCAAGACCAAGUCCAUGUAUUAGUGUUUCACAAAGUUUGGGUGUCAAUGCAGGAGAGAGUAUUCAUUUUGCAGGACCAAGUAUGAGUGUCCCAGGACAAAGAAUUGAUGUUGCGGGACAUAGUGUCUAUGUUGCAGGACAGAGUAAUCAUAUCGCAGGACAAAAUGUGAAUGUUGCGGUGCAAGGAAUAGAUGCUGUGGGACAAAAUUUAGAUGUUGCGAGGCAAGAUUUACAUGUUGCUAGUCAAGGUUUAGAUGUUGUGGGAUGUAAUUUAGGUGUUGCUGGAAACAACCUUGGUGUUAUGGGAGAAGAUGAAGAUGUUCUUGGACAGGACCUAAUCACUGUUGACAGAAGGCAGCUUUUACCGAUGGAUCAUCUCUAGAAUAUUGUUUAAACACUUGACAAUAGGGAUCAGGGUCUGUGCUAAUGUAUUUUGAUAGAAGGGCCAAUAUAACCUAAUUAGUUUGAAUUGGGGUGUUCUAUAGUUCCUCUCUUUCAGUCACUCUUCUUUCCUGGUCCUCCUUCGUUUUACUUCAAAACUAAAGGCGCAAGUGCCCCCCUUGUGGGACCCCCUGAAAGGGAAUUACUUGGAAGAGGUUUAAGAUCUUGCUCUAAUGGCCAGUAUUACUUUAUUUUUUUAAAUUGGCAUAUACUGUGCAUGUGGUACAUAAUUUAUUAUAAUGUAUUCAUAGUUGUCAAUGGCAUACAUGUAUUAUGUAUUGUUGUGUUGCUUAUGUUCACUGGCUCAAAAUCAAUUGGAAAAGUUGAAGGAAAAUCAGUAUGGGAGAGGCUUGCAAACUGCUUUCUUCUGUAUCUUAGUGCUCAAUAGUAUGUAUGUAGCUGAAUACUCACUGCCUCUGAGGGAAGCACUUUUUGCCAUCUUUCAAGAUCAUUUGAACAAGAUCAACAGUAUUGAUAUGAUGAUAGAACAACUCGGCUAUAAGUCAUUUCCCAUUUAUAUUAUACAAAUAUACAAGGCUUUGAGCAAAGAUUGCAGGAAUUAUUUGUCCAAGAUUGGACUGGCAUUACUAUUAUUGCCAGUACUUUAGAAAUAAAUGCCUGGUAUAUUUGUUUUAUAUCCUACAUUUGUCAAGUUAGAACAAUAGAUAUUGAUAAUCUAGUUUUUGUACACGUAGUUCAUCCUCUUUUAAUAUGAAUCAAAAUAUACAUGACGCCCUGCGCUGACUGAUCUACAUUCCCUGAAGCCACACGCUCAUGCAGCGGAACACGGAUUUGUGCCUGCGCCGUCCCUUCAGGGACUUGCUCGGUAGAGUCACCUCGCUGACCGGUGCACCAGACAAUGCAUGAUCUGUGACCUCAAUGAUGGAUUAGUGCACUAUUCUAUCAUUGACGUCACAGAAUAGUAAUUUUUCUUCAGUGGGCGUUUCAUUUUCAACAUGAUCGGAAAAUAGUGAGGAUAUGUUUGGUCACAUGAUGCUAUUUAGACCAAUCAGCAUACAGGAUUUAAUUGAUAUAGGAUAUGAGAAAUGUAAGUGCAAUAACAUUAUCUGUGAUGCCAGAAUCUUGCUAAAAUAUACAACUCACCUGUUUGUAUUUCUCUUUAUUUAGAAUUAUUGCCAUUAAAAGCUUUGGGUUUUUAUAAUCAUGAUCUUGUUACAUUUCCUUUUAUAGUGGUUUAUAAAAAUGAAUCUAUGAUGAUGAUAUUUUUUUUCACUUGCCCCCUUUUCUUGAGAAAAUGAUGGUUUGCCUAUUUUAUUAAACACUGUAAAUAAUGGCUAUGUGCAUUGUUUACAUUUUUAAAAUCUCUUGCCAUAAUAUGCUUUCCAUUUGCCAGGUAUUUUUAAUAUCUGAUAUUGAUAUGUACAUUGAUACUAGGGUCUAUAGUAAAAUUAUUGUUUGUGUUAAGGGAAUUAACUCAAAUGUUAGGAUUAGGAAGGUGAAUUUUAAAAAGAAUUUAAACCAAAUUCCACUUAGUGUGAAAAUUAUUAUUAUGAUUUUUUUACCAAAAAGCUUUUGAGUAAAAUAAAUUGGAAGAAGCAUACCUACCCUUAUUGACUAACUUCUGCGUAAAAAUUGAUAUGUCAAGCCAUUCAUACAUGAACAUACAUUAUAGGCAGCAUUUUUAAAUAUUUGUAUGUUUUAUUGAAACAAUGUCAGAGUGCACACUGACAAGAUGCUUUGUUCUUGCCAUAUUCAGAGAGAACUUAAUAUUGAUAUUGGAAUUACCUUUUUAAUUUGACAGACGUAUUUUGCCAUUCGAUAAGAAAACCUAUUUUACAUGGGAUUCUUAUCAAAAUAAAAAUAAAUGCGUACACAUUUUGUAAAAAUCACUUCUCAAUCAUUUUGAAUUGCUAAAAAUGUCGGGAUAUAAUCUUUGAAAUUCUUGAGAUGCAGUCACUAUUCAAUUAUUUUCGUUAUUGGUGAUUAUGAUUGUCACUUCUUGUAACAGUGAAAUUUUUGAAGAAAAUAAGAUAUUUUGUCCAGUUACAAUAGAACUGUGUAAUACAUGUACAUGUAGUAAAUUAUUCAUAAGAAGUGGUUACAUGCGGUUCUAUAGGUCCUGUCGCUUGUAUUCAGAUCAUUGAAAUCAAAUUGCUAAUUUGAUAUGAUGUAUAUAUUAAUAUUUAUUUAUUUCUAGUGUAGUUCUACAGGACAGGUGAUACCCUCAAUGAGUCUUUAAUGUAUGUAUAGCAGUCAUUCUUUGUUUUCAAUUGGUCUAAUGCCAAUUCAUCCACUUACCAACUCGUCUACUAUCACUUGGUCUACCAUCAGUUGGUCCACUAUUCACAUGGUCUUAUCAUCAGUCUUAUUGCCAUUUCGUUCUCUCACCAUUUUGUGUAAUAACCAGUUGGUCCAAUAGCCAUUUAGUUUAUAUACCAUUUGGUCUCAUUUGACUAAUUUUUUUAUCGCCGCAUAGCAGAGCGAUACCAGGCGCCGCUUUUCCAACCGCGACAGCGGCAUCAUCAGCAUUGCAAUAUUAACCAAAGUUAAGUUUUUGAAAUAUCAUCAUAACUUAAAAGUAUAUAAACCUAGUUCAUGAAACUGAGACAUAAGGGUAAUGGUGUAUCACUGAAGAUCCUGCUUGAGUUUCAGGUCACAUGAUCAAGGUUAAAGGUCAGUUAGGGUCAACAGACUUUGGCCAUGCUGGGGUAUUUGUGGAUUUGUCAUCAUAACUUUAAAAGUUUAUGGAUCUAGUUCAUUAAACUUAGAUAUAGCAGCAGCAAUGUAUCCCUGAAUAUCCUGUGCAUGUUUCAGGAACAUGACCAAGAUCAAAAGUCAUUUAAGGUCAAUGAAAUCUGGCCGUGUUGGGGGUAUUUGUUGAAUUGGCAUCAUAACUUGGAAAGUGUAUGGAUCUAGUUCAUGAAACAUCUAAGCAUAAGACUAAUCAAGUAUGAUUGUUUUGCACAAAUCUUAGGUCACAUGAUCAUGGUCAAAGGUAAUUUUGGGUCAAUGGACAUAGUAUUAUAUUAUCACAUGAAUGUUUUUCUUUUGAAUAAUUAUUCAUUAGCUGUUUUUCAAAGUCAGCACUGCUGCUAUAUCGAAUCGUGUAAAGCAGAGGAGACUGCAAGAGGCGUUCCACUUGUUAAUUGGGAAAAAUGAAUGAAAAUAAAAUGGAUGGUAGACCAACUUACUAUGAGAUGAAAUAAUCACAGACUAACUGGUGAUUAUACGAAGUGAUGAUUGAACCAAAUGGUUAUUGGACCAAAUGAUUGUUAGACGAAAUGUUGGUGGACGGAAUAGCAUUAGACUAUAAAAUGAAGAAAAAAAUUGGCAAUUUGCCCUCAUAUACAUGUGUGUAUAUUUACUUUCCAAGUGAAUUAAAAUUUGAGUAUAUAUGCAAUUAUGCAUGCCAAAUAAUUAAUAUUAGCUGAUGCUAUGUGAAAUAAAUGUGUUUGAAAGGUGCUGCAUGUGGUCCUAUUCUUAAUUUCAUUAAUGAUGAAUAUUUUGUGGUAGAAGUAGACUUGGGGCCCAUCUUGAUCACUUUUAAUAAAAGCAGAUGAAGUUUUGAUGAAUAUCCAUCAUAGAAUAGAAGAGUUCGAAAUUUUGACAUUGUAAUUGGAAGAGGGGAUACUCAGAUUAAAGUCGGACAGAGAUGUUCUGUUGA
Messenger RNA from Lytechinus pictus (painted urchin), 5595 nucleotides. RefSeq lists its product as uncharacterized. The transcript is spliced from 6 exons. Bases 487 to 1911 code for a protein of 474 amino acids. NCBI's taxonomy places the organism in Eukaryota, Metazoa, Echinodermata, Echinoidea, Temnopleuroida, Toxopneustidae. Gene Ontology annotation, molecular function: DNA-binding transcription factor activity. The record is from RefSeq and is a predicted model, not a curated record.